Molecule: messenger RNA, 944 nt
Organism: Bradysia coprophila
Lineage: Eukaryota; Metazoa; Arthropoda; Insecta; Diptera; Sciaridae
Product: 3-oxoacyl-[acyl-carrier-protein] reductase FabG pseudogene
Source: RefSeq, a predicted model, not a curated record
GCAGUUUUAACAGUAUCUUUUCGGGAUUUAAUUAUAAUUCAAUCGUUUUUUCCCAAUUAUGUCAUUUGCCGGUAAAGUAAUCUUAAUAACUGGAGCUAGUUCGGGAAUAGGAGCUGCAUGUGCCGAGUAUUUUGCCAAAGAAGGUGCUCAACUAGCGUUGGUGGAUCGAAAUGCUGACAAAUUUCAGAAUGUUGUACAGAAAAUCAAGCAAAUUGAUGCAUCUAACGAUCCACUCGUAAUGCUGAAGGAUGUGACAAUGGAAGCGAAACAAAUAAUCGACGAAACCAUUCGAAAAUACAAUCGACUGGACGUUCUAAUCAACAAUGCUGGAUUCUCGAUACGUGGUACCGUCGAAAAUACCAAAAUUGAUGAUUUUGAUUCGAUAUUUGCAACGAAUGUUCGCGCUGUCUUUAUGCUGACACAGCUGGCGAUUCCAUAUUUGAUUGUUUCGAAGGGUAAUGUCGUCAAUAUGUCGAGUGCAGCUAGCCUAAGGGCAAUGAAAAAUAAUCUCGCGUACAGUAUGGCCAAAGCGUCUGUAGAUCAUUUUACACGUUGUGCGGCAUUGGAGUUGGCUUCGAAAGGUGUCCGAGUGAAUUCAGUUAAUCCUGCAUUGAUAAUCACUGAUUUCCAUUUGAAUCUUGGAAUGACAAUGGAAGAAUACCGAGAAUAUGUUGACACUUUCGGAAAACAGCAUCCGGUUGGACGUGCUGGUCAGCCGGAGGAAGUAGUUAGAGCUGUUGCGUUUUUGAGUGCAGAAAGCUCGGGUUUUGUAACUGGCAUAUCUCUCCCAAUUGACGGUGGUAUUACUGUAUCUAAUGCAAUAAGCGCUACUGGUCCCCGUAAUUUACCCAACUAGAGCCACAACGACAUUUUUGUACAUGUCGUAAAUGGUAUAUACAGCCAAAUAUUAAUUGAAAAUAAAAAUGUUUGUAGCGUGCUGCAUA